Suillus paluster is the source of this 1015-nucleotide messenger RNA. RefSeq lists its product as uncharacterized. The coding region runs from base 139 to 879 and encodes 246 amino acids. The record is from RefSeq and is a predicted model, not a curated record. The transcript is spliced from 4 exons. Lineage: Eukaryota; Fungi; Basidiomycota; Agaricomycetes; Boletales; Suillaceae.
GGCACCCCUUCUGCCCUUUACAGGGCAUAGUAUUCCUGGGCUGUACUGCCUGGGAGGGGUUGCUGCUGGGGCUGCACAAAUCCCUUCACUCCCUUGCAGAGCUUACGCUGGGUCUAGCCAGGCCCUACGUUGUGACGCAUGGGUCAUUGGGUUCUUACAUUAUAUAGCUUUAUAUCAUGUCCCAGAGUUGCCCUCGUCAUCUACAAUGAUGACAUUCUCUCGGACGAAGCCUCAUGGAUCAAAGACAUUAAGUUGUCUGACGACGAGAGGACUUUCCACGAGGAAUAUGCUACCGCACACCCUACGCAUGCUCAAGAUGAACACAACGUCGACACACUACCCCCAUUUGUACCACUCCAUCCAUCCUCGUCACUUGUAUCAAUGCCUCUCGAUUUGCCCACCUUCGCCUCCGAUGCUUCUGUCGUGGUCCACAACAACAAUUUCCUCUUUGACGAAGCCGAGCAUGAAUACGACAUCGACACCCUACCCCCAUUUUUCCCAUUCCAUACAUCCUCGUCACCUGUAUCUCAAUCAAUGUCUCUCGAUUUGCCGAUUUUCGCCUCGACCUGUAACCACGAACCGGCAUGCACUACACCUGACAAACACGAACACCAUGGUGACUUCAACAUCCUACCCGUCACAACAACAGCUAUCGACGUCAACUAUGGACCCUCACUACGAACACUAACUUUGAUACUGACCUGCCUCUUCCUGGAUCCACACACCCUGCUGACGCAUUGGCUCAGAAGCCGAAGGCCACCCACUCCCCCCGAAGUGACCAGAAGUCCCUCUCAGACAAACUCAGGUCCGCCAGACAGCAAAAGCGCAAACUUCAGCUUCCCAAUCCCAACCGCCGCCACCGCAUUUUCACUACUCUAGCAAACACAUUUCAUCAUAACAUUUCACACCCACCCGCUUCACUUCGGCGCACAGAAGCACCGCCGCCUAGCCAGGAUAAACCUCACAGGCCACGAGAGCCAAAGAGAAUGCCACAUGCCGCACCACAACCAUUUCA